AUGACCACAACGUCGGACCACCACGAUGCGACCACGACGGACGACGGUGACGCGAAGGCGACCACGAUGGACCACCACCACCACAACGCGAAGACAACUCUGACGGACAACGAACCCAUGAAGACAAAUGAGGGACGACGACAACGAACAACUAACGAACAACAGACGACCACCUGUGAUGCAUACAUGACUGGUGUAACAAUUCUCAUUGCUCAGUACCACGAAAAAUGGACAAAAUACCUUACUUCACCACAGAAACAAACACCUGGUUUGAAUGGCUGGGUGCCAUGCUCUGUAAAAUCAGGAGGUUGUUUCUGA
Molecule: messenger RNA, 318 nt
Organism: Laccaria bicolor S238N-H82
Lineage: Eukaryota; Fungi; Basidiomycota; Agaricomycetes; Agaricales; Hydnangiaceae
Exons: 3
Coding region: 1-318 (105 amino acids)
Source: RefSeq, a predicted model, not a curated record